AUGAAAUAUUCUAUUCUUUCGUUAACUUUAAUUGCAACAGCAUCUUGUGCAAAGCUUGACAUCAUUGAAUUUCUCAAGAGGGACUGUGAUGUUUCACAAUGUUCAGCUGUGAUUGAUAAGGCACAGCAAAACUGUGCACUGGAAGAUCCUCAAAAGGAGAUAGAGUGUCUCUGUAGUAAUAAUGACUACUGGAAGGCAUUACUGGAUUGUUCUUGUGACGGAACCUCCCAAAGUGAUAUUGAUUCCUACAAGAGUGGUUACUGUAACCAGGGUGCAUCCACAGAGAACUCUGACUUGGAUAGUAUGGCAUACGAUGACAACAACUAUACUCCGCCAACAAAUGUUCCGGCCACUGCUACAGAAGACGAUAAUAGCGAAGGAACCGAUAAUGUUGCAGACAACUCCGCUGACGAUGUUGAAGAUUCAUCCACUAGUUCUGGAAGUGAAGAAAAUGGCGAAGAAGAUGGCGAAGAAGCUAGUACUUCUUUGACCAAUUCCAUACAAACUUCAACUUCUAGAACAACUAUUGCUACAGCUACUGAAUCUGCUUCAUCUUCCCCAAUUUCUAUUGAGGAUGAUGACUUGGACUCUGCAUCUGGGGCCGAAUCGGCUACUGAUGAAUCUAACUCAACUACCAAAGGUUCGGAUUCUGUUUCUGUUUCUGUUUCUGAAGAUUCGGACCUUGUAACAGACGAUGCCGAUUCUGCUACUGCAACUGGACGUGCCAGCUCUUCUAUCGAAAAGUCUGGAAAUAGUACUUCGAGUUCAUCUAGAAGUACAGGUUCGUCCGAAAGUACUGUUACUGAAGAAUCUGCCACUGAAACAGGUUCCACAAGUGCAACCAAUGGUGGAAACCCUCUCGCAAUCAAUUCGUUUAUGGUGGUUUUAGCAUUGGUUCUUGCUUAA
This is a messenger RNA of Scheffersomyces stipitis CBS 6054, 906 nucleotides long. RefSeq lists its product as uncharacterized. The record is from RefSeq and is a predicted model, not a curated record. The coding region runs from base 1 to 906 and encodes 301 amino acids. The transcript has a single exon. Lineage: Eukaryota; Fungi; Ascomycota; Pichiomycetes; Serinales; Debaryomycetaceae.